CGACUAGGGGGUCUGCGUGUGUGGUGGAUACGAAUCUGGUCAUUCUGGAUUGCUACCUUUGACUGGGUCCCACUUACAGCGCGUCUUCAAAACAAAAUCGAACACAGCUGAAGGAAGACGAAUUCAACAACUUGGUCGUGUAAAGCACGAGGCUAAAGAAAGAAAUUAUGUUAAGAAUUUUCUCGUCUCUUUUUCCCCAAUUCGUCUUUGACACAAUCGAGNUUGAUGAAACAAAACGUAGCCACUUCACUUAAGCAGUUUUCAGAGAGUUCCAUUGGUUUGAGCAGACCAAUAAAGAAGCAUGGGAUUUUGGUGUGUUGCUUGGCCUCUUCCGAAACUGGCUGCCCUGUGCACUUGGGCAUUUGUACUCUUGAAUCCUCAUUUUGCCUUGUGGAGGCUAAUGCUGUCCUACCCCUUGUGAGGGUACUUAGAGAGCCAGACACCGGAGCCUGCGAAGCUUCUUUAGAUGCACUCUUGACAUUGAUUGACGGAAAGCAACUGCAGAGCGGUAGUAAGGUGCUUGCUGAAGCCAAUGCCAUUGGUCCAAUUAUUAAAUUGUUGAGCUCAUCUUUUGCCACAUUGCAGGAGAAAGCACUGAAUGCCUUAGAAAGGAUAUUUAGGCUGGUUGAAUUCAAACAGAAUUAUGGGAAAUCAGCCCAGAUGCCAUUAGUUGACAUCACUCAGAGAGGACCUAGUGGUAUGAAAUCCGUGGCUGCCAAAGUAUUGGCUCAUUUGGACGUACUUCAGGAACAGUCGUCUUAUUUUUGAUGGGUCCUGAUGAAAUGAAGAUUUUAAUACCAUUUCCACAAAGCAAGAGCACAGUCUUCUUCUGUUAAAGUAAAUUGCAGUUGUAUUUUGCUCUAUUAAUUUCUUGUAUAUAAUUUUAAGGGCUUGAUUAUUGUCACCCCAAAUCCACGGAUUUGAGGUGCUACUGUGAUAUCAGAAUUUGUUUGUCAAUACAUAAACAGAAUAAAAUUUAUCCAUGAAGCCCUACUGUACAACAAGCUGCAGUUUAAUUUCUUUCUGUUGUCUAUCCUCACGUGUUGUUACGAGGAUUCUGUGAAUGCAAGUUGAAAUCAG
Molecule: messenger RNA, 1080 nt
Organism: Ilex paraguariensis (yerba mate)
Lineage: Eukaryota; Viridiplantae; Streptophyta; Magnoliopsida; Aquifoliales; Aquifoliaceae
Source: the annotation of a GenBank genome assembly